Molecule: messenger RNA, 1055 nt
Organism: Anoplophora glabripennis (Asian longhorned beetle)
Lineage: Eukaryota; Metazoa; Arthropoda; Insecta; Coleoptera; Cerambycidae
Exons: 2
Biological process (GO): sensory perception of taste
Cellular component (GO): dendrite; membrane; neuronal cell body
Source: RefSeq, a predicted model, not a curated record
AUGAAAAGUGAUAUAUUCAACAUAAGAAUCCUGUUCGGGAUUGGAAAGUUACUCGGUGUAACGCCCCUGUGGAUGCACCGUUCAAAAGUUCUUUCGAAAGUUUACAUUUCAUUCCUCAUCCUCCUGGUUACGUUCGGCACUUUCCUGUCGGUCAAGAAGAGAUACAUGGCGCUGUCGGAGUUAGACAUGAGCAUCGACCAAGCGUUCCUCGAGAGCUCCGAGUGCUUCACGGAGAUGCUCUUUAUGCUUUCGUGUUUCCUGGGAGUCAUCCGCAGAAACGAAGCCUGGGGAGAACUCUUUCACAACUUCGUCAGAGCCGAAGAACAGUUACGCGGGAUAGAUUUCAAUGACCACGGUCAUCUAUGCGUGUUCGGUGUAAGGUUAAUAGUUAUAAAUGUGGCAUUCUUCGCGGUACACGCGUAUGAAAUAAUCAUAUGGGAAGAAGUCCACGAAUUCAGCAUAGAAUACGGUUAUAUCCUGUACAGGAUAUCUAUGUACUACCAGUUCUUCACUGUAUAUGUGGUUGUCUGCUUAGCUGAGAUGUUGAAAAAGAGGUACGCGUUUCUGAACAAGCUCGUCGAGCGCACUUUGAAGGAAAGGAGCAAGGUUAUCGUCAUUUCCACCAAGGACAGUAGACGCGUCUUGGACAAGCUCACUAAGAUACAAAGAAUUUACACUGUCCUACACAACGCUGUGCAGAACAUAAACGCUAUAUUUGGUUGGACUCUGUUCUUCUACUUCUCCACGUUCGUGAUGAACAUCCUGGUGAAUAUUAAUUACGUCUUGAGGUACACGCAGACGGAAAACGUCGAUUUGAAUCUGAAGAUACUGGCAACUUAUGUUAGUUACUCUGUGGUUUACACUAUUUCGACCAUUUCGAUAGUGAUGUCAUGUGAUGAAGUAGAUCGUAGUGGCAAGACGAUUGUGAAAACCUGCUUUCUCCAUCAAAAAGUGCUGGAAAGGCCUUCCAUCAAGGACGAAGUGAUCUUCUUUGCCAGGAUAAUGAAGGAGCUGGCACCCACCUUCUCCGCUGCUGGAUUUUUUCCGAUAAAUCA